AUCAGUGGUGGUGAAACAACUGAAACAAUUUCCUGCCUGGAGCUCUCUGCUGAGUUCUAGUUUGCCCAUUAUUGAACCAGUCAUGAAAGAGGGAGACGGAGUGAGAGCAAGUCUGACAGACAGACAGACGGAAAAGAGCUUUUCUGUUUGCUGAGUUAAUACCAUUCAGUAGAUUGUUGGAGCUCCACUGGCAUGUUUUCAUUGACGCGACCCUACAAGCACCAAAGGCUGUUUCUCUUUUCACUCAUUCCAGCUGACAACUAAUCCAGGAUGAACCAUGGAGACCGAGAGAUGGGCGUCUCUCACCUUCGCUAUGAGGAGGAGGAGGACCAUCAGUCCAUCUACAUUGGCGUCCCAGUGCCUCGAGGAUAUCGGCGAAAGCGUAGGCGAAGGCGCUCUAGUCGUGAGGUCACUGACAUGGACAGAGACAGCCACUACACCCACCACAGAAGACACGAACACGACCGGUACCAAGACAUAGACAUUGAGGAAGGACUCAUGGAUUCGAACGAUCAGAGUCUCCAAGACAUCAACCGCACAAUGUCUCCAGCGGCAGAGCGGCUACGUUACAUCCUGAAUGAAGAUGAUGACAUGCCCACACCAACACUCUUCACUGAGAUGGACACUCUACAGAGGGAAGGAGACGAGCUGGAGUGGAAGGAGUCUGCCAGAUGGGUGAAGUUUGAAGAGAAGGUGGAGGAGGGUGGAGAGCGGUGGAGUAAACCCCACGUGUCCACACUGUCCCUGCACAGUCUUUUUGAGCUCAGGACAUGUCUCCAGACGGGAACAGUGCUGCUGGACCUGGAAGGCUACUCACUGCCUCAAAUAGUUGAUGACAUUAUUGAGAGACAGAUAGAAGAGGGCAUGAUAUCCCCUGAUCUGAGAGAGAAGAUCAGUUUUGUCCUGCUGAGAAAACAUCGACACCAGACCAAGAAGCCAAUCCACCGCUCGCUAGCCGACAUCGGCAAGUCCAGCUCCUCAACCACAGGUCGUAAUGUUGGGUCCCGAGGUGGACCAGGGCCAGGUCCAGGACCAAUAGCUAACUUUAACAGAUCCACCGAAGACCUCAGAAUGAAACAGCAGUCUGCCAACUAUGGCCGUCUGCGUCACGCUCAGAGUAGGAGCAUGAACGAUAUUGCAGAUACUCCAAGCACAGACCAGCUAAAAAACAAAUUCAUGAAGAAGAUCCCUAGAGAUGCAGAGGCAUCCAACGUCUUGGUGGGUGAAGUGGAUUUCCUCAACAAACCUUUUGUAGCCUUUGUCCGCCUGGCCCAAGCCACAACACUAGGAGGUUUGACUGAGGUCCCUGUACCAACCAGAUUCCUGUUUAUUCUGUUGGGGCCCCAAGGAAAGGCCAAGUCGUAUAAUGAGAUUGGCCGAGCCAUAGCAACCCUAAUGGUGGAUGAUCUCUUCAGUGAUGUAGCCUACAAGGCCAGAGAUCGGGAGGACCUCAUCGCAGGCAUAGAUGAGUUUCUGGAUGAAGUCAUUGUGCUUCCACCUGGAGAAUGGGAUCCCAAAAUCCGCAUUGAGCCGCCAAAGAAAGUCCCCUCAGCUGACAAAAGGAAGUCAGUGUUCUCUUUGAAUGAACUGGGACAGAUGAACGGUACAGCUGGGGGAGGAGGAGGCCAGGCUGAGGAUGAGGAGAUGCCAGUGCAACAUGAACUUGGAGAGGAGCUUGCAUUCACUGGACGCUUCUGUGGUGGGCUGUACCUGGACAUGAAGCGGAAAUUGCCGUGGCUGCCUAGUGAUUUCUACGAGGGUUUCCACAUUCAGUCCAUCUCUGCUGUGCUCUUCAUCUACUUGGGCUGCAUCACCAAUGCCAUCACCUUUGGUGGCCUGCUGGGAGACGCCACAGACAAUUACCAGGGUGUGAUGGAGAGUUUUCUGGGUACAGCUCUGGCUGGUUCUGUCUUCUGUCUUUUCGGUGGUCAGCCCCUCAUCAUCCUAAGCUCCACUGGACCCAUCCUCAUCUUUGAAAAGCUCCUGUUUGAAUUCAGCAAGAAUAAUGGCAUAGAUUACAUGGAGCUGCGUCUGUGGAUCGGCAUACACUCCUGCCUGCAGUGUUUUAUCCUGGUAGCUACUGACGCCAGUUACAUCAUCAAGUACAUGACACGGUUCACUGAGGAGGGCUUCUCCAGCCUCAUCUCCUUCAUCUUCAUCUCUGACGCAAUCAAGAAGAUGGUAGGCUGCUUCAAAUACUACCCCAUCAACACCGACUUCGAACCUGACUACGUCACCGCCUAUAAGUGCGAGUGCCUGGCUCCAGACCCAGUUCCAAUGCCAGAUAACAGCUCUAGUGUCUCUGGGUUGAAUGUGACAGCUCUGGACUGGAGCCAGCUGGGCAAGAAGGAGUGUCUGAAAUAUGGAGGCUCUCUGGUGGGAAAGUCCUGCAAGUAUGUCCCCGAUCUGGCCCUCAUGUCCUUCAUCCUCUUCUUUGGCACCUACUCCAUGACCGUCUCUCUCAAGAAGUUCAAGUUUAGCCGCUACUUCCCCACCAAGCUGAGGAAACUCAUCAGUGACUUCUCUAUCUUCAUGUCCAUAAUGACGUUCGUGGGGCUUGAUAUGUUGAUGGGACUCAAAACUCCCAAACUAAUUGUUCCAACAGAAUUUAAGCCAACUCGACCUGACCGUGGCUGGCUGGUGAUGCCGUUUGGAAAGAACCCAUGGUGGGUGUAUCUGGCCAGCUUUGUCCCUGCCCUCCUGGUCACCAUUCUCAUCUUCAUGGACCAACAGAUCAGCGCUGUCAUUGUUAAUCGCAAAGAGAACAAACUUAAGAAAGGCUGUGGCUACCACCUGGAUCUGUUCUGGGUUGGUGUCCUAAUGGCUACCUGUUCCUUCUUGGGCUUGCCCUGGUAUGUUGCUGCCACCGUCAUCUCUAUCGCCCACAUGGACUCUCUGAAGAUGGAGAGCGAGUCGAGCGCUCCUGGAGAACAGCCUCAGUUCCUUGGGGUCAGAGAACAAAGAGUGACAGGCAUUUUGGUGUUUGUUCUCACCGGAGUCUCCAUCUUCCUUGCUCCAAUACUUAAGUUUAUCCCCAUGCCUGUGCUGUACGGUGUCUUCCUCUACAUGGGUGUCGCCUCGCUUAGUGGAAUCCAGUUCUGGGACAGGAUUAAAUUGUACAUGAUGCCAUCUAAGCACCAGCCAGACUUUUCUUACCUCCGUCAUGUUCCUCUGAGGAGAGUGCACCUGUUCACACUGAUCCAGAUCAUCUGUCUGGCUGUGCUCUGGAUCCUGAAAUCCACCUUCUUGGCCAUCAUCUUCCCUGUUAUGAUCCUGGGUCUGAUGGUGGUCCGAAAGAUGCUGGACAUGGUCUUUUCCCAGCAUGACCUGGCCUGGGUGGAUGACCUCCUGCCUGAGAAAGAGAAGAAGAAGAAGAAGGAUGAGGAUAGGAAGAAAGGAAAGGAGACGGAAAAUGAAAAAGAAAGGGAAAAGAAGAAGCCCAAACCAGUUGACUGUGAGGAAGAGGACAGGUACCGCACCUACUCCAAUCACUCACCCAGCUCAGAGUCCGACAUGGAUCGCAGGUAUUGUGUCCUCAAACUGCACAUUCCCUACAAAGAUCUUGUAUAUCCUGAUGUUAAACAGUCUCAGUGGGGAGCAUACUGCCAGCCAACUGCUACACACAGCGCUUUUUAACACACAAAAGCUCUCUAUCAAACAGACAUAGAUAGACACCUAUUAUAGUCUUGUGUGCUUGUGAAAAUUUAACCAUACAAAGCAUAAAUUAAAUAUAUUCCGACACCUAGAUGUUAAUAUAGUUUUAGUUAAAUCCCAAUGCAGCAACUCAUGUGGAAUAGAAAACUGUGUAAAUGUAGGUUCUAGGCUCUGACUCAUCGCUCCCCACAUGGAAAACAGAAACACAACACAAGCACAGAGUUGAAAGCAGAAGUAUAUCUUAGGCCGAUAAAACGAUAAGAAUGAGCUUGUUCAUUGGCUUAUCCCCUGGACCAUGCGUAUUGUCACGUCUCCUGGAAUUCCAAAGAUGGCGGGCAGCGACUUAACAUCUAAUGUAUUUUCUUUGAUUUUACACUUUUAAAGAGUGUAAAUGCUGCAUUUAAAUUCGAUGGGGUUAGGGUCAAGGUUUGUUGUCGUUGCAGACUAGAAUUAACAUCAUAUGACAACUUUUUUUUAACCUAUCAAAAUGAACAAUAUUUUGGUUUGAAAAAAAAAUCAUUACAAUCUAACAAAUAAUUACUACAUCUACCUCUCCUCCAUCGCUUUUCUGCCACAUUUCAUCUGCCACUGUCAGAGGAAAGGGAAAACUCUGGAGCCGAUAAUGCACCUAUUACGCUGGUUGCAAACCACUAUUAAAAAUUAAGAAGAAAAUUGUGCAACCAAUCACGUUGCAAUAUCUUAUCGUGUUGUGGCCCUACAACACGGCCUCAACCGUAGCUCGGAUAGCAACAAUAAUAACUGGAGGAAUGUAGACUCAGUUGCUACAGGUGGAUGCUGGGGUGGAGGUGGGGUUUAUGAAAUUCAACAGAAGGCAAUUGUAGACAGCAUCUACUUGAUGCCAAUGUUUUCAAAUGCCUACAUCUGAGAUUUCUGCUUCCACCCUAAUUCAGUGGAGAUGAUGGAAUAUUGUUUGUGUUGCUCUCAGCAAUGAAACAAUGCAUUUAAAAAUAAAUAGCAGGAGCUCUUUACAGAAACAGCAUUCCUCCCUGCUUCUCUGCAUAAUCUACACCACACACACUUCUGUUUUCACUGGGACUAUAUCUUCAAUAGACAGUAGUUCUGAUGAAAACUCUUUGCUGUAUCUGAAAUACAUUCGCCUGCAUUUUUCAUUGGUGGCAGCAGAAAUCUGAGACAGUUCAUUCGGAACAGAGGCGAAUAAUCCAACAACUUUCUGCAUGGUUGGAUAUCACUACAGGUGCAUUGUGUAAAAAAAACCCACAUCAUACUUUAACAUCAGUUAUUUAUUUUCGACAUAUUGUUUGUAAAAUACCAGGGUAGACAAAAUAGCAUGAAUAUAACACAGAAACCCUUACUUUGUUAUGGUGUUGAAUUGUAAAGAAGAACCGAAGAUCUAUAGCUCUAUUGUGUUGUGGAGUGUAUUUAUUUAAUCUGAAUUAUUUUUGUUUUACUGCACACUUUCUGACGAACAAAUUGCCAUCGUAACAUGUUUUUCAUUCAGUCUAUCAAUCAUUAUCAGAUUUUCAUAAAUAAUCUAAUCAUACACAUACUGUUAUGGGUGGACAUAUACAUCCACAAA
Molecule: messenger RNA, 5212 nt
Organism: Scophthalmus maximus (turbot)
Lineage: Eukaryota; Metazoa; Chordata; Actinopteri; Pleuronectiformes; Scophthalmidae
Gene: slc4a5a
Product: solute carrier family 4 member 5a
Exons: 25
Coding region: 271-3636 (1121 amino acids)
Biological process (GO): regulation of intracellular pH; transmembrane transport; monoatomic anion transport
Cellular component (GO): plasma membrane
Molecular function (GO): sodium:bicarbonate symporter activity; monoatomic anion transmembrane transporter activity; solute:inorganic anion antiporter activity
Source: RefSeq, a predicted model, not a curated record